CACAGAGACGGCGGCCAGUACGCUGACCGGUCAUAGUCUGUACUCCCGUGCCUCAAUCCGUCGAACGAGAAGAGCUUGGGAAAAUCCCGUAGUCACUACCUGGAGCACUACUCUUAGUUUCGCCUCGACGUCGACGUGCACGGCCGCGAAAUACCCACAAUCUGCGACGAUGGCGGGCUUUACGGCAGGUCCACCUUGGCUCUUCCGCAGCGUUCCUCAAGUAGGGCCACAUCCGCCAGGGGUGGAGAACGUCCGCUCGACGACGCGUGCGAGGUCCGCGCGAAUGGACAAUGGCGAGUUCCUCAAGUUCUUCUGGGAGGGGAGCGAGCUCGGGUCGAGCGGGGUACGGGAGCCGUGAGUGCGUGUGCGGUGGAUCGAUCUGGGACGUCGUCAGCGCGCUCGCGCUCAGGUACGACCUGCACCCGCUGGCGCUGGAGGACGUCCUCCACCAGCGCGGCCACCCGCGUUCCAAGGCCGACUACUACCCGCAACACCUCUUCGUCCGCAUCCUCGUCCACACCCUCGCCUCCUCCGCAUCCUCGUCCUUCUUCUCAGAUGACCGUACCCCCGAGGACACCUCUCCCGCGGACAUGUUCGCCAGUAUGCCCCGCUCAGAAUCCCCGGCGCAAAUGGACGAUGAGGAAGAGGCCGACCUCAAGCGCCGCAUGAUUGCCAGCGCUCGGGCCAACGACGACUCCGACGAAGCAGAGGAGCGAACGGUGUUCGGGAGCGUGGGCGCGACCGGUUUCUCCUCCCUGCGCCGCGCCCCGAAGGCGGAAGGGAUGAAAGAGAAGGCCAGUAUCGACCUCCCUUGGUCCCGUCCGCCAGGAGCGCGCGACGUCGAGGGCUCCCCGCGCGCGCCGACAAACGCAUCCGGGCAGUGGCCCUUCGCGGCGAUGGGAGCCGCAGGGAUACGGAUAGGAGACAGCAGCAAGAAGGCGCGGUACCAGAAGCUGGUGGGCGAGCUGAAGAAGGGCGACAGGGUCGACGUGCAGAUCCACCCCAUGUGCAUCUUCUUGCUGCGGGACGGGACGGUCGUGUCGAUACACAACGACACGACGCUGGCGCUGACGUCGCCGAUCGCGGAGCGGUUGAGGCAGAGGGACACGGUCGUGCGGACGAGCGCGGACCCGGCGUUGCUCGUCCAGUCGUUGCUCGACCUCGUCGUCGACCAGGCGCUGGAGGUCGUCGAGGAGUACCAAGGCCGGAUCCUCGAGAUGGAAGAGCAGGUCCUGCUCAAGCCGAGCAUGAAGACCGUCCGCAGACUGCAUAUACUCCAGGGCGACCUCGUGCUGCAUAAACGAACGCUCGAGCCGGUCAAGACGCUCAUAUACGGGCUCAGGCGGUACGACGCGGACCGCGCGCUCGCUCUGAGGGACCCGGAUAACGAGGAUGACAAGACGCAGUUGGGGGGGUACAUGAGCCAUAAGGCGAAGAUCUACUUGGCUGAUGUGUGCGACCAUAUGGAGUAUAUCCUGACGAGCUUGGAUAUGGUCGCGGGCAUUACGGAGAACCUGAUGAAUUACACGUUCAACAUGGCGUCAUACGAGAUGAACGAAGUAAUGCGCCGUCUGACCACGGUGACGAUCAUUUGCCUCCCGCUCACGCUCCUCACCGGGUACUUCGGCGUGAACUUCACCCCUAUGUGGUCCGUGAAUCACAACAGCGACGUCCUGUUCUGGGAGAUCGCAAUCCCGGUCAUACUCAUCGUCGUCCCGCUCUUCAUGUGGGGAGAUAUACGACGGAUGAGGCAUUACUUGGAUAAGAGCUGGAGGGGGAGGAGGAUCAACGAGGUACGUACUUCGUUUUCCUUUGGCGAUGGGGCGUUGUGCUGA
Dichomitus squalens LYAD-421 SS1 is the source of this 1835-nucleotide messenger RNA. RefSeq lists its product as uncharacterized. Gene Ontology annotation, cellular component: membrane. Gene Ontology annotation, molecular function: magnesium ion transmembrane transporter activity; cobalt ion transmembrane transporter activity; cobalt ion binding. The transcript is spliced from 9 exons. Gene Ontology annotation, biological process: metal ion transport; transmembrane transport. The record is from RefSeq and is a predicted model, not a curated record. Bases 291 to 1835 code for a protein of 514 amino acids. NCBI's taxonomy places the organism in Eukaryota, Fungi, Basidiomycota, Agaricomycetes, Polyporales, Polyporaceae.